AGAAACCGAGGGAGCAACAAAGCACAGCCGCAAUGCUUCUUUUUUCCUUUUCUUUUUUGCAUAUUCACCGGCUCACCUUUGAGUGACUAUAUUGGAUUCUGUUGAGUUUUUGUAGUGGCAUAAUUGCUGAAUUUUUGAGCCGUUUUGUGCGUGAAGAUCAAAAUAGUUCUCUCCAAAACAAAAUAGAACAAAAAAAAAGAUAUUUUUGUCAUAAAUGUAAGUGAUUUGUUUGGUCCGAGACAUUGGAUAUCUGGGCACAUCUCUCUAAACCUGUAUCUGGAUGACUUAAAGUGUAUGACGAUAACUACUUAGAAGCAUGGUUCUGUUUUUACAACACUGUGGAAAACACUGUGACAACAUUACUACUACUGUUCACUGAGAAUUUGGAAUAAUUUUCUAAUUAAACGUGUCUCAAAAAAAAGAAAACUUUUGAAUGACAACUGGACAUGAACUGAUAUGAGGGGAUCAUCCCCAAGCAGAGAAGCAGGAACAGAAUAACAAAACUAGAACAGAUCCCAUCGUCUCAGGGACAACGCGGCGUAACCGUGGAAACGGGCAGACUGCCGCCCAAGGACACCGACUGACGCACGGAGACGGACAGACAGACAGUCUGAUGCCAACUGUCUUCGCUGUCAAUCUCACGGCACAACUCCUCCUGCUGUUGCUAUGGGAAACCCACCCAACCAUGGCAACCAACUGGCUCUCCCUGGCGAGGCUGCCUCGCUCGCGGCCUGUGUCAGGUGUUGCCCCUUGCGGGCGACUGAAAGGUCUGACGGCAGGGCAGGUGGGGGUGUGCAGGGCGCGGGGGGAGGUCAUGGAGUCCGUACGCAAGGCAGCCGAGAUGGUCAUAGAAGAGUGCCAGCACCAGUUCAGGAAUCGCAGGUGGAACUGCUCCACCACGCCUCGCGGACUCAACGUGUUUGGCCGAGUCAUGAACCAAGGCACGCGUGAGGCAGCCUUUGUGCACGCCCUGUCCUCUGCUGCGGUGGCGAUGGCGGUAACGCGAGGUUGCAGCCGAGGGGAGCUAGAGAGAUGCGGCUGUGACAGGAAGGUCAGAGGAGUCAGCCCUGAGGGAUUCCAGUGGUCAGGGUGCAGCGACAACCUCUCCUAUGGUGUGGCCUUCUCCCAGACGUUCGUCGAUGAGCCUGAGCGUGCCAAAGGGCUGUCAGCAGGACGUCCACUCAUGAACAUCCAUAACAACGAAGCGGGGCGAAAGGCCAUCCUCCACAACAUGCAGGUGGAAUGUAAGUGUCACGGCGUCUCGGGCUCCUGCGAGUUGAGAACCUGCUGGAAGGUCAUGCCUCCUUUCCGCCGCGUGGGCGCUGUGCUGAAGGAGCGUUUCGACGGCGCCACAGAGGUUCGUCUCUCCCGCAUAGGCUCCAGGACGGCCCUACUGCCCCGUGAUCCCCAGGUCAAGCCCCCCGCCGCCAGAGACUUAGUGUACCUCUCAGCCUCUCCGGACUUCUGCCGUCUUGACCCCGACAACGGGAUCCCGGGUACCGCUGGCAGGCGCUGUAACGGUACCUCCAGACUGGCCCCAGAUGGGUGUGAGCUGGUGUGCUGUGGGCCAGGGUACCGGGCCGGCAGGGCGGAGGUCGUCCAACGCUGCUCCUGCAAGUUCUCCUGGUGUUGCUCUGUCCGCUGCCAGCAGUGCAAGAACACGGUCCUGAUCCACACCUGCAGAGAAUGAGGGAGAACCCCAGCUAUGCAGAACCCAAAGCAUUGGUCAGGAGGAACAUGCUUUAAAACGCAAUGCCAGCACAUUUCAAACACGUUAAUCAACACAGAUGCCCUUUAGGACACAACAUACAUCGAGCGUUCUAGAAUGUGACGUCAACUAGGCAUUCUAGAACACAACGCAAACCAGACAUUCUAAUCCACGACACUGCCCAGACAUUCUAGAGCACUGCUUAGAUAUAACUAUAGACCUGACCAGACGUUCCAGAAGGCAGUGGUGAGGGAAGUACUGCUGUACUGAAAGUGUGAGGACAAUUACCUCUGUCAGGGCUAGCCUGAGAAGGCCAAGUGACCUCUCACAUGACCUCUAGUGGCAGACUGUAGAGUUAGACUAACCCGUAAGGAAAGAAGGAUAGUUACUGCAUUAAUCUUCAUUCCAAGUCUUUUCAACACACAAAGGUGCGCCCUUUUAGUCCAGAGUUUUCCACAAAAAACGAGGGACCAUUAACCUUGUAUGGGGCAGUAAGAGGUGGCAUCUGUUAGGUGAUUCACACUUUUAUCCUUCAGAGGCACGCACCACAGCAUAAGCGCAUGCACAAACCCACACAGUUAAUAUUAACUCUAACUGACAAAGCUUUUAAAGCUGAAAUUAACCAUAACUAACAGGGGAAACUACAGCGCCUACUUUUCUUUUAUCCAUCUUCAUAACUAUGGUUUGAUAGCAUUCAGUAGGGUUAGCAACAGUCUUUGUACAUUUACCUGUAUUUAUGUCUUUGGCCUUAAUUCUGUCUUUAUUUAUUUGUAUAUCUGUCAUCAUGUGUCCUUCCUAGCCUUCAUACACCAUCAGAAACCCCUAAACAGUUACCUAGUUCAUCGGCCUCAUGACAAACACUCACGAUGUUGCUGCUGCAUGUGUUCUGCACAGUUGGCUUGGUCAAAUAAAGGUAUUUUCAACUAUCA
Molecule: messenger RNA, 2637 nt
Organism: Osmerus eperlanus (European smelt)
Lineage: Eukaryota; Metazoa; Chordata; Actinopteri; Osmeriformes; Osmeridae
Gene: wnt4b
Product: wingless-type MMTV integration site family, member 4b
Exons: 9
Coding region: 614-1690 (358 amino acids)
Biological process (GO): cell fate commitment; multicellular organism development; canonical Wnt signaling pathway
Cellular component (GO): extracellular region
Molecular function (GO): frizzled binding; cytokine activity
Source: RefSeq, a predicted model, not a curated record